AUGCAGUUCUUCACCACCAUUGUCGCCCUCGCUGGCGCUGCUGCCGCCCUGCCUGCUGUCAGCGUGGCACCACUGAGCGCUCUUGAGCAACGCCAGCUGCCCAUCUGCAGCGGUCUUACUGGCUCGGCACAGUGCUGUGCCACCGAUGUGCUCGACCUCGCUGACCUUGACUGCGCUACCCCACCUGAUGCCGUCACAACCACCGAGGAGUUCGUUGCCAGCUGCUCUGCGAUCGGCCAGCAAGCUCGUUGCUGCGCAAUCCCGAUUCUCGGCCAGGCCUUGAUCUGCAGCGAUCCCGUUGGCUUCCCAGGCAAGCAGUAA
Molecule: messenger RNA, 321 nt
Organism: Cyphellophora attinorum
Lineage: Eukaryota; Fungi; Ascomycota; Eurotiomycetes; Chaetothyriales; Cyphellophoraceae
Product: Cryparin
Exons: 3
Coding region: 1-321 (106 amino acids)
Cellular component (GO): extracellular region
Source: RefSeq, a predicted model, not a curated record